AUGUUCACUGGUCGUUCGUUAUGUUGCUUGAUUUGCAUGCAGCCGGUAAAUGCAUUGAAUACUGGUGGUUUACUAAGUGUUGCAUUGAGUGUCGGUGUUGCUGGAAGACAUCAGAGAGACGGUACAGGUGGAUACGAUGUUACCGAGGCACAAAUGACCGUUAUAGGCAUUCUUCUAUUAACAGCCACAUUUGGUACUGGCCUUUGGACGGAAAAG
Molecule: messenger RNA, 216 nt
Organism: Gongylonema pulchrum
Lineage: Eukaryota; Metazoa; Nematoda; Chromadorea; Rhabditida; Gongylonematidae
Source: the annotation of a GenBank genome assembly